Molecule: messenger RNA, 2411 nt
Organism: Ornithodoros turicata
Lineage: Eukaryota; Metazoa; Arthropoda; Arachnida; Ixodida; Argasidae
Product: neprilysin-1-like
Exons: 2
Coding region: 36-2219 (727 amino acids)
Biological process (GO): protein processing
Cellular component (GO): plasma membrane
Molecular function (GO): metalloendopeptidase activity
Source: RefSeq, a predicted model, not a curated record
CGUUUGCACAGCUGGAUCGGCGCUACGGAUCACCUAUGAUAUCGCCUCGGACGAGUCCGUUGCCGAGCCCUCGAAGGCAUCAAAUAACGAAGACAAGGCCAGGAAGUCCUGCUCCUUCGAUAACCACGAGAUACAGCGGCGAACCAUCGAAGGAUGUGGUGAAGAAGAUGAAACAGUUGUGUGAAACAAAUGACUCGGACAUUCGGAGGAAGCUCCGGUCGAAGAGCAGGCUGUCCAUAUGGCUCCCUCUGUUUAUCGCAACGUUCAUUGCUCUGGUGGUUAUUGUCUCCGCGUAUGCUGUUCAUCGAGUAUUAGCGCGUACGUUACCGUCGAUACUAUGUCACACAGCAGACUGCAGUGCCCACGGUCUGGAACUGAAAGCAGCCCUCAACAAAGACAUGGAACCAUGCGAAAACUUCUACGAGUACGUUUGCGGACGUUGGCAACCGAAGAACGAAGCCGCCGCUUCUGUUCAGCAGGAUAUGUAUUGGAAUACUGUGCUGCAGUACACGGGACAGUUGGCAUCGGACACAUCGUUGCCAGCCCUUCUCUAUAAUAUGUGCAUGAACGUAACGAAACCAGAAGAAGAAACCAGGGACGCGUUUCGCAACUUCAUGAAAAUGCUUCAUCUUACAUGGCCUGAGGAACCUGAACAAGGCAUAUUACCGUUCGACGUUCUCAUUAAUUUGGCAGUCAACUGGAACAUGGGUCUGUGGAUGGACGUACACGUUAUCCUGCCCAAGAGAGGGCGGCCUCGUAUGAUUCAUUUGGACCACCAACUGAUAGGGGUAUCUUGGACCCAACGGCAGUCGGAGAUUGAAAAGCAGGGCCUGUACGAAGCGUACGUUAAACAGUACGCUAAUCUGCUGGGAACAUCGCAAGUGGGGUCGCUUAACGUAACCCAGCUGAAAGCAGACGAAGGAACGAUACUUGUGGCAUUAUUUUGGGAUUCUGCAAUAGAGCACAGAGAGGCGACAUAUCCAAUAUCGCGUAUGGGCUCGGUCACCGAAUCUGUUCCUGCAGAGCUGUGGUUAAGUUCGCUAAAUGCGCACUACCACCCAACGUUCAAUUUCACAUACGACGAUAUAGUGUACGUUCAAGAUAUUGCGCGGUUGAAAGCUGUGGACUUGAUCCUCAAAACGAUCCCGAACGAUCGGCUGAUGAAUGUGAUCGGUUGGACGUUUGUGCAGAAGCAUGCAUUAAUAGCGCUACUGGGAUAUCCUGAGGCAGGAAUUCUCAAGUAUGGUAGCGCUGAAGAAUACCAAACCAGGCGGGUUCUGUUUUGUUUCGAGACAACUCAAAUGCCGUAUGGCCUGUUGUCAGUUUCCAAAAUUAUGGGUCAUAUUUUUUUAAGAGUGCAGCGCCAGCAGCUCGACCACUUGAUCCAAUCUAUAUCUAACAGCGCUAAAGAACUCAUAACCGAAGCUCCCUGGAUUGAUCCUACAACGAAAUCGUCUGCGACUAGGAAGUUGCACCACACACUCACAGAUCUCUGGCCCGGAUUUGAUAUUUCCAACACCUCCGGUGUGCUUCUAGGCUACUACAGGGAUUUUCCGGCACUCAGCCCGUCCUUCUUCGAGAGCUAUUUAGACGUCGUUAAAAAAGUUAGAACCCUCCUCGGCCACGAACACGUCGAUGACAUCUACUUGAAGUUCAUCUUCACAUCGCAUGGCAUGUUUCGCUACAGUCACGUCACGAAUACAGCGCACGUUUCAUUACAAGCGCUGGGCUACCCGUAUUUCUACCACAAUGGAAAUCCAGGAACGAAUUAUGGUGCCUUAGGAUCACUGUACGCGUCUCAAAUAGUCCAAGCAUUCGAUAAAGAAGGGCUGUCCUUCACUGAAACCGGAGAAGAGCGAACGUGGUGGGGCAAUGACAGUGCAGCAGCUUACAACUCGAAACUGACUUGUAAUAUUCACAGGACAAGUGAUGAAAAAUCUACAUUCCCCCUCCUGCCAGCCCUAGCGAUAAGUUAUAAUGCCUACAAAGAUGAACUGAGGAGUGGUACGCAACAGGAUGUGCGCCUAGCAACACUUCCUCAGUUCUCUGAAAGACAGAUAUUUUUCAUGAGCUAUUGCUAUACCCUGUGCUCCAAAAGUAGAAAGGAACAAGACGACUGCAACUUUCCACUGAUGAAUUCCGAAAUGUUUGCACAGGCGUUUCGCUGUCCACCGAAUUCGACCAUGAAUCCCGCGAACAGGUGCGAUUUUUUUUCGUAGGAUUCGUGUACGCCUGCAACAGGUCCGGCUUUAAUAACGCAGCCAGACCAAUGUUCAGGCUUGUGCAACGCUGUGUUGCAUGUGUUAUGCUUCCCCGCGUUUGUAAUCUAGCGGAUGCAUGUACAUUCAGUAGAUGUGCUUUCGCAUUCCCAAUUAACCUGUUAAUUAAAUAUAUACGUCGUCUUGUCACAA